Molecule: messenger RNA, 1460 nt
Organism: Clupea harengus (Atlantic herring)
Lineage: Eukaryota; Metazoa; Chordata; Actinopteri; Clupeiformes; Clupeidae
Gene: prrt1
Product: proline-rich transmembrane protein 1
Cellular component (GO): membrane
Source: RefSeq, a predicted model, not a curated record
CCAUGAAAGCGAACAUUAGAGAGUAUAUUUAAUGUCUUUGUUGGUCAUAUUUAAUGUCUUUGUUGGUCUUAUUUCCCAAUUAAGACCAUUACACCGUUGUCCAUGUAGAAAUGCAGAUGUAGAAAUAUAUUCGAACAAUACAUACCAUUUUAGAGGGAGUUCAACCAAGUGAGUGGAAAUAUAUUGUAGUUUUAGCACAUAUACUGUGUGAGGAUCACAGGCGUAAAAGGGAUUCGCCUGGGUUCUACUGUCUCUUUAAGACGGCGUUACUGUGUAUCUGAUUAAUUCAAUGUACCGCGAUGCGUUAGAGGGGAGAAACCUAUUUUCUGCCGUUGCGUUUGAUAUAGCCUACCAGUCAAGGGUUGGACAAGAGGCAAAAUACACUGUGGGGGAUUUACAUCUAAAUGAACACCAGCUCUAUCGCGAUUCAAGCAACGAUUUAUACAUAACUAUUUAUAUAAUGUCUUCUAAUUAGCUGCAUGCAGUAGUACGAUAUUGCGUUUCGAUUGAGAGGUGCAGACAGAAGACUGAAGUCUAUUAUAGAGGGGUGUUUUUAGAGCCAUUGUCAUCGUCUCUAAACGACAUGUCGUCGGAGAAGCACGGUCUGGAUGAGUCAGGGAGGCAGCCAAUGUCCCAACAAAUGAACCAACAAAUGAACCAACAAAUGAACCAACAAAUGAACCAACAAAUGAACCAGCAGAUGAACCAGCAGAUGAACCAGCAGAUGAACCAGAUGCUUCCCCCUCCCUACAUCCCCUCCCAGGACCCUAACAUGCCCCCACAGGCACCCCCGAACCAAGGCUGUGGCCCCCAGCCCAACUACCCUCCUCCUCCGCCUCCUCCUGGCUCAGACGGGUACCAUCAGGAGACUCAGUUCCACUGCGGGACUCUGGGUCAUUCUCGGUCUUCUAACGGCUACACCGUGCAAACCCACGGCCCGGGGGGAACCGUCCAACACCCCCCUGUUGGGUACAUGCACACAGGAUACCCGCUUCAGCUUCAGCCAUGCACAGCUUAUGUACCCGUCUAUCCCAUUGGGACAUCGGGUCAGCCCUACAUGCCUAAUGGAGGCCCCCACCCUGGCGUGGCCCCUGGGCAGAUGGCGAUGCAGAUGCCCCCUGGCAUUGCCUUGAUGGAGACACGGCGCGCCCCACAUGACUACCUACCCAUUGCUGUCCUCACCACCGUCUGUUGCUUCUGGCCUACAGGAAUCAUAGCCAUCAUCAAAGCCAUGCAGGUGCGCACAGCGGUUGCUAGGGGAGAUAUGGUUACUGCGGAGAUUGCCUCCCGAGAGGCACGGAACUUCUCCUUCAUCAGUCUGGCGGUGGGCAUCGCCUCCAUUGUGCUCUGUACCAUCCUAACAGUGGUGGUCAUCAUUGCUUCCCAGCAUCACGAGGACGACUGGGAGCCAUAGGAGGGGGAGAGUAGGGUGGAGGGUGAGGUGGAGGUGGAGGUGGUGU